Molecule: messenger RNA, 5766 nt
Organism: Cygnus olor (mute swan)
Lineage: Eukaryota; Metazoa; Chordata; Aves; Anseriformes; Anatidae
Gene: REV1
Product: REV1 DNA directed polymerase
Exons: 20
Coding region: 2171-5464 (1097 amino acids)
Biological process (GO): error-prone translesion synthesis; error-free translesion synthesis
Cellular component (GO): nucleus
Molecular function (GO): deoxycytidyl transferase activity; damaged DNA binding; DNA-directed DNA polymerase activity
Source: RefSeq, a predicted model, not a curated record
GUGAACAUUCUGAUCUAUGGUCCAAGUCAGACAUUUAUAAACCUGUUGUUAAGUGCAAAUAGCUGUAUCAGAAGCAAAUGGAAGGCCAAAGAUGUUGCUGGCCUGCUCUUGAAUGGUGGGGGAACCUCGUGACAAAGAAUAUGGAAAAAGCUGAGGUGCUCGAUACCAUGUUUUCUUCAGCCUUUACUGGCACAGUCUACUUUCAUGCCUUGAAGGCCUGUGUGCCUAGUGGCAGAGUUUGGAGAGAAGAUGUGCUACUAAAGGCAUACAACACAAAAGUUGUGGUUCCCUUGAGCAAACCUGACAUAAACAACUCUAUAGGACCAGACAGGAUGCAUCCAAGGGAGCUGAAGAAGCCAGCUCAUGUCAGUGCUGUACCACUCUGUCAUCUUCGAACAUUCAUGACAAUCAGAUGAAAUCACAGAAGAUUGGAAAAAGGCAAAUGACUUGCCAUCUCCUAAAAGGAAAGAAAAAGAAGCCAGGGAACUGCACUGUGAUCAGCUUCACCGCAGUCACUGAAGAUAAAGGAAUGUGCCUUCCUCGAAGCUAUGUCUGGGGUGGCACGCCAUGCCUGACUGGCCUGGUUGUCCUCUGUGGUGAGGUAACUGGACAAUAGGAGAGCAGUAGAUAGCAUUUGCUUUAACUUUAGUAGGGCUUUUGGCACAGUCUUCUGUUACAUUCUUUUAGCCAGAUUGAGGAGAUGAAGAUUGGACAGUGGGCUGCUAGAUGGGUGAAAACCGGUCUCUCGUCUUCUUGGCUCAGAUGGUAGUGGUCAGCAGUUCAGUUGAACUAACAUCUGUUUACAAGUGACAUUUCUCAAGGGUCCGUACCAGAGCUGUUGCAGUUUAGUGGCUUUGUUAACAAUAUGGCCGUUGAUGAUGGCCAAUCUGUCUGACACUUUUGAAGCUACAUCUGUGUCUAAUUUUGUGCUCCUCAUUUACAAGAGCGAGUGCAGUGAAGAACCACCAGGAUGAAUAGGGUCCUGGAGCAUGUGAUGUAUGAAGAGAGGCCGAGGACGCUGGUUUUGUUCAGUUUGGAGAGAGCACUUUGAAGGGGGAUCUAAUUGCUGUGUUUCAUUACCCAUGUGCAGGUUAAGGAGAGUGUGGAGCUAGAUUUCUCUUCAAGGUGCACAGCAAGAAAAGAAGCAAUAGGUGCAAAUUGCAGCAAAGAAAAAUUUGAGUAUAAGGAAAAGAUUUCUCACAGUGAAGGAGAGUAAGCAGUCUGGAGAGUAAACAGCUGCCUGAAGAGGCUGUAGAAUCUCUGCCCUUGGGGAUAUUCAGUAUUUGGAUGGAGUCAGCCCUGAGCAACCUGAACAAAGUUAGCCUUGCUUUAAGCAGGCUUUGGACUAGAGACCUCUAGAGGUCCUUUCCAACCUAGUUGUUUAGUCAUUCUAAAUUCUGUGAUCUAGGGAGUGUGAAAAGGGGAAGGAUGUUGAACAGUGCUUCUACAAUGAGAUUCCCACUGCUGCCUCUUAAUACAGCUUGGGGGGAAAAAAGAAAACAAAACAGCUGUGUAUUGAUCUGGUAGUGCAGCUACUCCAGUAGCUAAAAUCUUAGCAUGAGCAAAAUCUGUAAAUGCUUUUUUUAAACGACCUUGAAAUUAAUGAAACAAUCUUGAGAUAAUUACCUGGGUGGUUAUGCAAGUUCACAGAGUGAUACAGGAAACAUUAUAACCAUGCAUUUUAACAGCCGAUUGGCUGCAUCACCAUUUUCUAUACAAGGAAGCUUUGGAACUCUACCAUGUUAUUUUCAACUCUGGCAAUAUAUAAUGUAAAUCAUAUUCCUUUAUAAAUGCAAUAUAUUCACGUAUCAAACAAUAUUUAAGUGAUAUAUUUAAGGGUUGUUUUUACUAUCCCAUUUCCAUAGAAACCUUACCAUGUAUCUAUGUGUAUGCUAGCCAGUUUUAAUUUAUCUAAUUGGGUAAUGCAAUCUCCCAUUGCAUUCUUCUCUAAUUGCAGCAAGACAGCUCCUCUGAAGGGCUUCUGUUCCACUGUUCAACUCCCUUGACUGUAUUACAGACUGGAGCUUGUUAAAAAGCACAUCUCCAAGAGCAAGCAUUCAGCAUAAAAGCUGGACGUCUCCUCUCGCACAUUCCGUAUCAGCUUUACACCAAGCAGUCAAGUGUUCAAAAAGGUCUCAAUUUUAAUAGCAUAUGCAAACCUGAAGAUGCCAUGCCAGGUCCAAGCAAUAUAGCUAAAGAUCUCAACAGGGUAAAUCAUACUAAGUGUGAGGUGGAAAGUGAGAUCACACCCAAUGGAACAAGUAGCUGGAAUGAAGAAGAGGAAGAAGAUGAUGGCAGUUUGGCAUUUACGGAGCUGGAGCAGAUCCUUCCUGGAAGGAAACAAAAUGGAAUUCUGUCUCAGAAGGACAGCACUGCCAUUUUUAACGGACACACACACAACACUUGUACCAGUGCCUUAAAGACGCAGGAUUGCUUGGUGCCCUCCAGCAACAGUGUUGCGAGUAGGUUCUCUCCAGGCCCUGUGCAGGAGGAGGACAAGACUGAAAAAGGCAUGGUUGACUUCAGAGACUGCACAACGCAGCAGUUGCAGCAAAGCAACAAAAAUACAGACUUUUCGUGGAAUCCACAUAGGACUAUGAGUAAUUCAUCCUCGUCUUUGCACAGUAAUACUAAAAUAAAUGGUGCUCACCACUCCACUGUUCAGGGGCCUUCAAGCACAAAAAGCACUUCUGUACCUAAUCCUAGCAAGGCAGCUUCCUUACCUGUGUCCAAACCUUCAGAUUGUAGUUUCAUUUCUGACUUUUAUUCACGUUCAAGACUACAUCAUAUAUCAACGUGGAAGUGUGAAUUGACUGAGUUUGUCAACAGCCUGCAGAGAAUAAACAGUGGUGUCUUUCCAGGAAGGGAAAAAUUAAAAAAAUGGAAAGCAGGCAGGUCUGCACUUAAAACUGACACAGGUAAUGUGUCUGUUGCGAGCUCAGCCAAGCCACAGAGCUGUAUAAUGCACGUGGAUAUGGAUUGCUUCUUUGUGUCUGUGGCUACCCGAAAUAGACCCGAUCUCAAAGGAAAGCCAGUAGCUGUGACUAGCAACAGAGGUGCAGGAAAGGCACCGCUGCGCCCUGGUGCAAACCCCCAGCUUGAAAGGCAAUAUUACCAGAAUAAGCUAUUGAAUGGCAAAGCAGCAGAAAUUAGAGUACCUGAUAAGCUGGACUCACCAUUCUGGGAGCAUCCGGAUUCCACGCACAUGAAUGGAGGUGACUUCAAUCAGACAGUUCUGUCCAUGGCUGAAAUUGCUUCUUGUAGUUACGAAGCCAGACAAGUCGGCAUAAAGAAUGGAAUGUUUUUUGGCCAAGCAAAAAAGUUGUGUCCAAAUCUUCAAGCAGUUUCAUAUGAUUUUAAUGCAUACAAAGAAGUUGCACAGACAGUGUAUGAAAUACUAGCAAGCUAUACUCAUAACAUCGAAGCAGUCAGUUGUGAUGAAGCACUAGUAGAUAUCACUGAAAUCCUUACAGAGACCAGAUUGACUCCUGAUGAGUUUGCAAAUGCUAUCCGCACCGAAAUCAAAGCCCAAACUAAAUGCACUGCUUCUGUUGGGAUGGGUUCGAAUAUUCUGCUGGCCAGAAUGGCAACUCGUAAAGCAAAACCAGAUGGACAGUAUCACUUAAAACCAGAAGAAGUGGAUGAUUUUAUCAGAGGUCAACUUGUUACCAGUCUUCCAGGAGUUGGCAGGUCGAUGGAAUCUAAGCUGGCUUCUUUGGGAAUUAGAACCUGUGGAGAUCUGCAGUGUGCUUCGAUGUCAAAACUGCAAAAAGAAUUUGGUCCAAAAACAGGACAAAUGCUCUACAGGUUUUGUCGUGGUUUAGAUGAUCGACCUGUUCGCACAGAAAAAGAAAGAAAAUCUGUUUCAGCGGAAAUCAACUAUGGAAUAAGGUUUACACAGCCUAAGGAAGCAGAGGCUUUCCUUCUGAGCCUCUCAGAAGAAAUCCAACGUAGACUUGAAGCUGCUGGUAUGAAGGGUAAACGACUGACCCUUAAGAUCAUGGUCAGAAAGGCUGGGGCACCAGUGGAGCCUGCAAAAUACGGAGGUCAUGGAAUCUGUGAUAAUAUUGCCAGGACUGUGACUCUAGACCAUGCAACAGACAGUGCAAAAAUAAUUGGAAAAGAAACUCUAAACAUGUUUCACACAAUGAAACUGAACAUAUCUGAUAUGCGAGGGGUUGGAAUUCAGGUACAGCAGUUAGUUCCCAUCAGUAAAACCACUUCGGCUCAUUCAGCAGUACAAUCUGGACACUUACCUGGUGGAUCACAUUCAGUUAUUGAUCUUUUUCAUGUUCAGAAAGCAAAAAAGUGCUCAGAAGAAGAACAUAAGGAAGUAUUUGUUGCUGCUAUGGACCUUGAAAUAUCUUCUGAUUCAAGAACUUGCACUUUUCUUCCGUCUCGUGGUACCCAUCUCACGUCUGGUCUCAAUUCUAAUGUUAACAAGACUGAGUCUGCUGUCAAAUGCAAUGGCUUGCAUACUCCUAUCAGCGUAAAAUCCAGGCUUAAUUUGAGUAUUGAGGUUCCUUCUGCUUCCCAGCUAGAUAAGUCUGUGCUAGAAGCUCUGCCACCUGAUCUCCGAGAACAAGUAGAGCAAAUAUACACCAUUCAGCAAGGAGAGACUUAUGGAGAGAGCAAAAAAGAGCCAAUAAAUGGAUGUAGCACUGCACUUCUCUCACAACCAGUUGGAACAGUGCUUUUACAAGUACCAGAGCUCCAAGAACCAAAUGCCAAUGUGGGAAUUAAUGUAAUUGCCUUGCCAGCUUUCUCACAGGUGGACCCUGAGGUUUUUGCUGCGCUACCUGCUGAGCUGCAAGCAGAACUGAGAGAUGCAUAUGAUCAAAGGCAAAAGCAACUAGAACAGCAACCUGCUAAUACUUCUGUAUCCAAAAAUCCUUGCCUACACCUGAAGCAUGCAACAAUGAAAAACAAGAAAAAAAUCAGGAAAAAAAAUCCGGUCAGUCCUGCAAAAAAGAUUCAGAGUCCUUUGAAAAACAAACUCCUGGGUAGCCCUGCAAAAAACAUGCCAGCUACAUCUGGAAGCCCACAGAAGCUAAUAGAUAGCUUUUUGAAACAGGAAGGAACAGCUGCUCAGCUGGAAGCAGUUCCAUCGACUUCAGAUUGUUCAGGCCCAUCAGCUCUGCAGACUGAACAGCCUGGUUCGUUCAGGCCACAGGCACCCAACCUAGCUGGAGCUGUUGAAUUCAAUGACGUAAAGACGUUGUUGAAAGAAUGGAUAACAACUAUUUCAGAUCCUAUGGAAGAAGACAUUCUACAGGUUGUGAAGUAUUGUACUGAUCUAAUAGAAGAAAAAGAUUUGGAAAAGUUAGAUCUGGUGGUUAAAUACAUGAAAAGGUUAAUGCAAUCAUCCGUGGAAUCAGUUUGGAAUAUGGCAUUUGACUUCAUUCUUGACAAUGUUCAGGUAGUUUUACAACAAACUUACGGAAGCACAUUAAAAGUUAUCUGAACUUGUAGUAAAGAGCUUGAUGAGAGCCUGGAGCUCUCUGCUAGCUGUGCCAUAAGUGCUUGUGAGGUAUUUGCAAAGUGCAUGAUAGUAAUGCCCUGAGUUUUUAUAAUUUCAAAUUUCUUUUUAAACAACAAAGUGUUUUGUACAUUUCUUUUCAGAAAGUGCCAAAUUUGUCAGUAUUGCAUGUAAAUAAUUGUGUUAAAAUUCUUUUAUUGUAGUAUAGAAUCUAUUUACAAAAUGUUUGUUUAUAAAGUUUUAUGGAUUUUUACAGUGAAGUGUUUACAGUUGUUUAAUAAAGAACU